Messenger RNA from Ylistrum balloti, 2757 nucleotides. RefSeq lists its product as uncharacterized. The transcript has 22 exons. The record is from RefSeq and is a predicted model, not a curated record. Lineage: Eukaryota; Metazoa; Mollusca; Bivalvia; Pectinida; Pectinidae. Gene Ontology annotation, biological process: protein folding. Bases 1 to 2757 code for a protein of 918 amino acids. Gene Ontology annotation, molecular function: protein disulfide isomerase activity. Gene Ontology annotation, cellular component: endoplasmic reticulum.
AUGGCGGGUUGUGAUGGACGCUUUGAGUGUCUUCUUAUAAUUCAUUUCAUGAUUCUGCUGGCAAACAUACCCAGCACUACAUGUUCAGAUUACGGCAGAUUAAAAUUUUACGAGCUUGCUAAACUGAAGGGAAAGAUUGAACUGUCUAGACACCAUCCGCUGUGUAUCUUGUUCAGGAAAACAGAUGAAGAUACAUCGCUUGAAGACAUUGUCAAAAAACUGGUCAACAAGGAAGAAAAUGAUGGAGGGGAAAAGUUUAAAAAGUGGCAGUUUGGUUCUUUUGCUUUUGAGAAGGUAACACUGCCACCAGUAAGGAGACCAACAUCCUUCCCUACACUGAGAUGUUACACAGGAAAACAUAUAUACCAGGAGUUUGAUGGAAAACAUUCAUCAAAGGCUGUGUCCAAGUGGCUAGAAAAACUGGUCCUGAAACAGGCUGAAUACUUAGAAGAUGCAACAAUAUCAGCUGUGAAGGAGGCCCAGGGGCUAUACAACACAGUCCUCAUAGCCUUCCCUGACACUGCCAAGCAUGCUGAAAUUGAGGAAAUGGUGUUCCAGGAAAAAGAAAAGUUGCCGAAUGCCAAGGCUUUUGUAGUGCACGAAGAUGGUACAGAUUCAAAAAUUUUCAAAGACAAAUUUAAUAUAAGAAAACUACCUGCAGUAGUUGUGACACACAGGGAUAACAUUAAUGACUCAAAUGCUGCUACAGUGAAGGUGUUAUCAGGAGCAACUGUAACACACCAAACCCUGUCAGUGUAUCUCCUGGCCAGACAUAUUGGUGUUCCCCACUAUGACAUGGAUGUUUUUGAGUCUGUAAUGGUACCAUCUGGGAAUUUUGUUCCAACACUGGUUGUGUUUUACUCAACUUUUGUGCCAACCACACACCUCUACUUACGUCUGCUCAGAAACAGCAUACAGGAGUUUGAAGAUAUGGGAGUGCAUAUUAGAUUUGGACUGUUCAAUACUGAACAGACCAACACAAACAAGAUCUUUUUCCGAUGGGUUGAUCUGACAUUUUCUUUGUCCUUUCCAAUGGCUGUUCUGUACUAUCAGGAUAAUUCUGGAAAUAUAGCUCAGAUAAAAGUAUCCGAACAGAGACUCACUCCCUUAAACCUACAUCGGAUCCUCCUGGAUACUGUUGGCUUUGUGGACCAGGACGGAGAGGAGGUGUAUUACAAUCCACUGCAGGGCUAUAACCCGCUGGAGGUUUCCAGCAUACUUGAAGGACCUCGGGGAUCACAGUGCACUCAACAGUCUCAUAACUUGACAGACAAUGAUCCUGUGACUGUAAAACGCAUCAGAUGCAAGAGAAAGAUUGUGACGGUGCAGAAAACGGAAGAGAUCAAACUCUGGCAUGAUAUGUACGGAACAGAAACAGUCAAUAAAAAAUUGGACACAGUGGAAAAUAUCCCAGUACUGACAGGCCAGUAUUGGUCGGAAGUUAUUGAGAAGUCACAUGCUCCUCAGCACCCCAUGCUCGGAGGCAGAGAAUGGGCAGGGGAGGUCACCAAGGUUGCUCUUGUAGUGUUUGUAAUGGCAGAGUGCAGGAGUUGUAAGAACAGUAUGCCCGUUUUUACAAAAUUAGAGAAAUCUGUCAAGUUUGUUGAGGGUGGCUCUAUGUACUUGGUCAAUUGUUCAGUGGACCAUGUCUUAUGUAAAACACAUGAUAUUCGUGGAUAUCCAACUGUGACAGCAUUUCGAGGUCUGGGCUGGCUACACAGUAGUCAUUGCUUGGGAGAGGAAAAACUUGCAGAACAAAAUAACUAUAUAAGAUUGAACUACCAUGGAGUAUUACUGCAUGACCACAUAAUGGACUGGUUUGCCAGAGUGUCCACUCCGGCUGUUACUGACAACUUGUUUGACUGGCCAGAUGCUAAGUCUGAUGAUGUGAGUCUAUUUGGUGUACUGAUGCCUAAGAAGUCAGACUUCCUGCCCCUCCCACCUGGAAGAAAUACCAAUUACUUCUAUUCCUACCAGUGCUUUCGUCUGGUUUGUGAACGCCUGUAUGGGAAGGUAGGCUGCCACAGUAUGUACAGCAAGGAUAUACCAGCUCGAGAAUUUGGAAGUGAAGACUUUGACGUCAUUGUAUCCAAAGUAAUUCUAAAGAGAAGAGAUGGUGUGAGUGCAGUCAUCAUGAAGGUGGGAACAAGUUUGGAAGAGACUGUGGAGGAUGAGUCUGAUACUAAUCUUCACAAGUUUCACAAGCCACACAGAUACAACCUGAAACCUCUCAUGAGAUGUGAACAUGACCAUGUGGCUUGUACCAACCUCAUCAUAUCCUACACACUAGAUCACUCCAGACUGCCAGUCACUCAUCUCACCUCAGACCUCUUUCACAUUCAUCCCAGUGAGAGUCCAGAGAAGAGCCUACCUGUGAUGAUGGCCCUGGUACAUCGACAAAAUGUCACAGAGGACUCGCCAUUCUUCAAGGAGCUGACAGCAGUAGCGUAUGAGCUGUAUAAUAACCUGGAAGUGGUCACUGUAGAUGCUGACGAUUACCGUGGCUGGGCACGCCAAUUUGUACCGGAAGGUUACUCCAUGACAGUUGCAAUGGAUGGUGAGGACCCCCUGAAUAUGUAUGUGUAUCCCCGCAUCUGCUUCGUUAGAAGAGACAAUCACAGACGUGCUGCAUUUUAUCCGCCAGUGGGGUCAAAUAACAUAGAAGAAAGCUGGUUUCAGAAAGAUAAUCUCCUUAAGUAUGCACAAGACGUUUUAUCCAGACCUGAUAAACACAUGAUUAGGACAGACCACUUUUAA